Talaromyces amestolkiae is the source of this 1680-nucleotide messenger RNA. RefSeq lists its product as uncharacterized. Gene Ontology annotation, cellular component: nucleus. NCBI's taxonomy places the organism in Eukaryota, Fungi, Ascomycota, Eurotiomycetes, Eurotiales, Trichocomaceae. The coding region runs from base 1 to 1680 and encodes 559 amino acids. The record is from RefSeq and is a predicted model, not a curated record. Gene Ontology annotation, biological process: regulation of transcription by RNA polymerase II. The transcript is spliced from 2 exons.
AUGCCGGUCAAACGUAAAGCCGGCGAUGCAGCCGUCAAGCUGCCUUCCAAAUUUGCUAAACAUACACCAGAAUAUGUGAUUUCAGACACCUCAUCAAAAUUCGAUAGCGAGGAUGAUAGAUAUGAAGAGGACGAUGGUCCCGACGACGAAACACCAGCUACACCCUUCUCACGGACAUCUUCGAAAUAUCCAUCAGAGUUAAAGACACACCUAUGUCCAUUCGACGGCUGCACAAAAGCGUUCAAUCGUCCCGCGAGGCUACAGGAACAUUUACGAUCCCACAAUAACGAACGAAUUUUCCAAUGCACAUACGACGACUGCGAAAAGACGUUCCUUCGAGUGUCUCAUCUGAACCACCAUAUCAAAAGUGCCCAUACUGCAGUCCGAGACUACGUCUGUGAUCGUCCAGGUUGCGGUAAAGCUUUCGUGACUGGAACCAGACUUCGAAGACAUUUAGCCGCUCACGAUGGAAGAGACAAAUUUCGCUGUACCGAGUACCCACCGUGCAACGAAACAUUUCGCAAGCACGCAACCUUGGCCCAACAUAUCAUGUCUAUACAUCUCAAACAGAAACCAUUUCCCUGCCUAUACGUCAAUCCGACUACGGGCGAGAAAUGCUCUCAGGCAUUCGAUACAGCUGCGCAUCUGCGCGGUCAUGAGAAUCGUGUCCAUUCUGAGAGUCGGUUUACCUGCACGGAGUGUAUGAGUGAUGAAUUGAGUUUUGCUUCGUACGCGGAGUUGCAGGCUCAUAUAAAGUCUGUGCAUCCACCCGAGUGUCCUCACUGCUCGUUUCAAUGUGAGACCUCUCGUGAGCUUCGGCGUCAUCUGGAAAUUUCACACGGUGAUGUCAGUCUGGAGGACCGGCGUCAGUUCCCUUGUAUGGUUCCCGGAUGUGGGCGCAGCUUUACGAAGAAAGGUAAUCUUGCCGUCCACGUUCGGACAGUCCAUGACGGCGAGAAACGUUUUGCAUGUGGCGAGACGGACCUUUCAUCUUCGAAGAAAGUGGAAGGAUGGACUGGAGUAGACGCAUGUGGUAAGCGAUACAGUAGCAAAAUCGCAUUGGAGGAGCACGUCCGCACAACACACUUGGGUCUUAUGAACAGUAAAGCCGAACGCCGAGAACGACUUGGUCUCAAUAAGGAACCAAGCAAACGCAAGACAGACAACAAUGUUUCGGCCAUGACACUUCUGACUGGCGAGGGAUAUGCCGAUGAAAGUGGCCGACACAUUGCUUGUUUUGCCCCUGAAUGUCACUUUCGUUUCUAUCGCGAAUAUGAUCUUUGGGUGCACAUGCGCAGUAAGCAUGGGCAUGAGGAGCGGGAUAUCGAGAACUUAUUCAUGGAACGAGCCCUUUUGGCGCACGAGAAUACGGACACAGUCUUUGGUAUCUACGGGCUGGAGUUUGAUGAUUCUCAGAGUGAUAGCAAUCACAAUCUUGGCGACAGCGGCAACCCGAUUCCGCCUACUGAUGCACCAGAAGGCACUGCACCGCCUUUGUUCCACGAUUCGCACAUUAUGACUAAUGAAUUCGACGAAAAAAUGAACGACAUCACAUUCUUCACCUCACUAGAUGAGAGCAUGGCACCGGUUCAAGGAAACGCAUCUUUCGGUUUCGUGUCUGAAGAUACUUUACAGAGCAAUGACGGUUUUACAUUCGUUGAUCCGGCGUUGUCUCAUUGA